Messenger RNA from Anopheles stephensi (Asian malaria mosquito), 10498 nucleotides. It is a transcript of the gene Trpm, whose product is annotated as transient receptor potential cation channel trpm. The transcript has 24 exons. Gene Ontology annotation, biological process: protein tetramerization; monoatomic cation transmembrane transport. Gene Ontology annotation, cellular component: membrane. The coding region runs from base 2970 to 9041 and encodes 2023 amino acids. The record is from RefSeq and is a predicted model, not a curated record. Lineage: Eukaryota; Metazoa; Arthropoda; Insecta; Diptera; Culicidae. Gene Ontology annotation, molecular function: monoatomic cation channel activity.
GGACCCGUUACUAGCUCGUUUUGUUCGUUUUCCUUUCGUGUUGUAGUGAUAAAGGUAGCCCAUACGUAGAGAGCUGUAUGGUAGCCUGUGGUAGCCUGUGUGUAGCAUAUUCCACUCUUCAUCCCACUGUGUUGCACUUUCUAGCGAACUUUUCGGUUUUAUUUUGCCCCGCCUUUGAGUGUAGCCAUUUUUUAACCACAUUCAGCUUUUAAUAGUGGCAGUGAAGUAAAAUGAGAUUACUGUCACGCGAGUCGUCAGCACGGUGACCAGCUUCAUUCAUCGCGAGGGGUUUUAUUUUGCUGAGGAGUUCUUAUCAUUUGGCUCUUGUAGUGUUAAUGUGACUGGUGAUGUUGAUGCGAGCAAGUAAUGAUUUCCUCCCGAAGGUUAUCUUUCGCAAUUUCUAGAGAAGUUUUUAUUGCACAGUGCACCUGUUCUUUGCAAUUUUUAAUAUCAUCUUCUGCUUACUCACGUUCCAUCACUCUUUACGUUUAUUAAAAAACUCUACAAUAAGGAUGUAGAUUUUUUUUGAACUGGAUAGUAAAUGCACAUGAUUUAAAAAAAAAUGAUUCAAAACACGUAAAACACUGCGAUAAAAAACCAGUUGAUAUUUUUAAAUAAAAAAAAAUCUACACAGCACCAGGCGUCUCCAUCAGUAGUAGCUUACAGCAUCCAAACAUCCCUACAGUCCAUUAGCGGCCCGAAAUCGUUGCAGUGAAAUGUUUAUUUCCAUUCAAAGCACGUGUGUACUGGUACGACUUUUUUAUUCAUUGCUCGAAAUUCAGGCGAACUGUGACGGUGCAAUUUAUUUGCCAUUCUGAUGUGUCAAUGCGUUCAACUAUAAUUAAGCCUGAUUCUUUACAAACAACUGUGUGAAAAUGUUGUGCCCCGGUGUGGAAUGUAUUUACACUAUUUUGACAAGUAAAAGUAAACUUUCACACUUUUUUACGAAAUGCUGCGAGUUGUUGUUAUAAUAAACUACUGGUAUGAAUGAAAAAUAAUGAGAGGGUUUAUUGCGUUAUAGAGUUUGAGGUUUGAAAAUUUCUAAUUUCGGUGCAAAUAUGUUCCAGGACCAAUAUGUUCGUGCUAAUGAGCAUUCUCACGAUAGCUGUAUGACGUGUUGAUUUAAAUUUGUGAUUGAUGGUUGUGGUUGUUUAACCACAUUCCAUUGGUGUUACAUCUGGUUUGUCCGAGCGAUGGUUUCGAUUCAUCGAUCACAGGUGAAUCGGACGUGUGGGUUUGAAAAAAAGAUUGAAUUGAAAUUCGAUUAAUAAUUAUUGCGAAUGUAUUUUUUUCCCACUCAUAUGACUUUACAAAAAUUCUCAUUGGAAAAUUCUGAUCAAUUGAUGCGAACCAUCGAUGUUGCUCAUUACGUUGAGGGGCUAUAUUGUGUUCGCUGCUCGACUUGCCUAGCAACACGACUCCGAUUGACGUUAUCAUACAGAUAUUGCAAUCAAUCGAUAUCGGAAAUCGACACGUCCCGUGGGAAAGCUGGUUACAUUAUUCAACACCCCUCACCCCCCUUCGUCUCAUUCCAUCGACAAAAUAUUGCACAGGAAAAAAAGCACCCAGCACUUUCUCUUUGUCUUACGGUUUAAUGAAUUAUUCACGACGGCAAGUAAGGGUGCGUUCGGGCUGGGGGCAAUGGUUUGGAGAAGCUUAAAGACAAACAACGGCGGCCUAGAAGCUUUCCUGCCCUGCCAACCAUCAUCACCAGCCUUGGUGUGUGGUGAGCUUCUUGGAAAGUUCACUUGGGUGAAGUGUCGAUAUGGACCAUUAUUUCCCCCCCAUACAAGUGCGAGACCUGUUGCGCUCGUUUGUUUGCCGCAGAGGCCUUUUGUUUUUCGAUCGAUUUCCUGCUCCCGUAUUGAAAGGCGUUGCUAUUUUCGCAAAAAUACAUUCAAUCAAAACGAUUGCCGGUGUGACAAGCUGCCGAUCGUGCGUCGUGCAAACAUUCAUGAAAACAUUGAAUUGCCAUUUCUUUGUUGUGUGGCUUCUGAUAUUUUCUGACGACCGACCAGCCAACUUUUUCACCUGUUUCCUCCGGAUAGAAAUGGACGGCAUGGGGGGAAUAUUGAUGAGCGCUCCCGUUCGGGAACGAUUUGGCAAUAAGCUGUUGCUGAGUAGUGGCCACGAAAUAUUAAUACCCACAAACUUGAGUUUAUGUACAAAGCAGGAAAAUAAGAGGGUGGCUCGUAAUGGGUACUAGCAUUUCUGUUGUUCUUUUGACCAACCGUCCACCAUCGUGACGUGGUGAAUGUGUGUGAGUAUCGCCAGUACUUUGCAUCACCGCUACGACCAGUAGAAAGAGGAUACUUCACGGUGGACUUUAUCGAGGCGAGAAAACGGAAAAUCGUUUUUAAUCCUUCUGGCCAUGUUUUAAUUACUACUGCCACGGCCACGGGGUCAGGGCGUAUAAUUAAAAUUGCUUUUUUUCGCUUCCUGUGCAGCACACAUUUUUUUAUUUCAAGUGCUACGUAGGUGUAGAAAACAGUGUUAGAAACAAAAAAUAGUAAUAAAAAGAAUCAAAGCCUUCAAGUAAUCAUUAUCGGUGUUGCAGGAAUAUAAAAUUAAAGGUAUGAAUUAUGCAGGCAUUUCUUUCUGAGAGCAAUUUCUGUUUGGUACAGUAGGAAUAGAAGAUGAAAAAACAGAACAAAAGCCUGAUGGACAGUUCCGUACACAUGAUCGAAAACUUUGUGUUUUGGUGAUUGAACCGAAUACGUUUCACACUGGCUAUGGUUCAAUAUAGUUUCCGAACUAAUCACGCUCACCAUUCACACAAUUUGAUAGGAAAUUAUUUAUCCCCAAGCGCUCGGAUGGGGAAGUCAAAACAUGUCAAACAGUUUGCCGAAUGCAAGCUGUUGUCGACUGCAAAAAAGUUUUGACACUCACAGCGAUGAUGAUCGGACCGUGAAAGUUUGCUGUGACACGCUAACGGGCGAAGCUGGAAGCGGGCGCCUGGUGGUUUGUAGAUGCAGCACGAAGAAUUGACAUCGUGCGAAAAAGUUUGCGAUAUGCGGGAUUCGAAGCAAGCUGUUGACUGCGUGCUAAAGAAUGGGUUUCGAUUAGUGUUGGAGGUGCUAGUGCUGCUGGAGCUUUUGCUAACAAUUAACGUUCGCCAAACGGCGUGCACGCGUAGAACACAACGAAAGCUGGGAUGGGGCUUGCGGAAGAUCUGCUUAGGAUUGAUAAAUAUCACCGUACCAAGGCGCACCGCACGCAGCUGGAUCGAGGCAAAUUUUCAAAAACGGGAGUGCAUCAAAUUCAUACCAAGCCCUAGAAAUGAAGACAUAUGCUGCUGUGGUCAGGAACGGCGCACCCACCAGUUUGCGGCGGGCUACGAAACGGGCGUACCGGGUGACACUUGGCAGGCGUCGAAAAAUACCAGAGCCCAGCCAACCGAUGCGUACGGCACGAUCGAGUUUCAGGGUGGUGCACACCCGACGAAGGCACAGUACGUGCGCUUAUCGUACGACACCCGGCCAGAGCUGCUGGUGCAGCUGUUUACACGCGAAUGGAAUCUCGAGCUGCCGAAGCUACUCAUCACGGUGCAGGGCGGAAAGGCAAACUUUGAGCUGCAGCCAAAGUUGAAAAAGGUGCUUCGGAAAGGUUUACUGAAGGCGGCGAAAACUACCGGAGCAUGGAUAUUUACCGGCGGUACCAAUACGGGUGUAACGAAACAGGUCGGCGAUGCGCUAUUGCUCGAAGGCCAGCAACGGUCCGGACGGGUGGUAAGCAUCGGUAUAGCGCCCUGGGGCAUCGUCGAGCGUAACCACGAACUGCUCGGACACAACCGGGACGUACCCUGCCACAGUAUCAGCUCGCCCAGAUCGAAACUAGCCGUCCUGAACAACCGGCACGCUUACUUCCUGCUGGUCGACAACGGUACCCAGGGACGGUACGGGGCGGAACUAAUCCUGCGGAGAAAGCUGGAGAAAUACAUAUCGAACCAGAAGCUGCAACCCUACAAGAUGCUGUCAUCUUUAAUGAACUUUCACUACAAAGUUACCCACUCGAGCACCCCCGUAGUAUGCUUGGUAAUUGAAGGUGGUACAAACACAAUCAGAGCUGUGCUAGAAUACGUCACCGAUAACCCACCGGUUCCGGUAGUAGUGUGUGAUGGGUCAGGCCGGGCAGCAGACUUAAUAGCGUUUGUACAUAAGUAUGCAACGGAUAAUGGAGAGCAGACGGUGCUGGAAUCGAUGCACGACUACGUGCUCGGCAUCAUACAGAAAACGUUCGAGGUCAGCUCGGAGCAGGCGGAACAACUGUUCCAGGAGUUGCUGCAAUGCACUAAAAAUAAAAAUCUCAUCACGGUGUUCCGCAUACAGGACCGACCGGAGGGCAAUACUCAGGAAUUGGACCAAACGAUUUUAACUGCACUUUUUAAAUCACAGCACCUUAGUCCACCGGAGCAGCUCAGCCUGGCGCUUACCUGGAACCGGGUCGACAUCGCCCGGUCGGAGAUCUUUGUGUACGGACAGGAAUGGCCCCACGGUGCACUGGACGAGGCGAUGAUGCAAGCGCUCGAGCAUGACCGUAUCGAUUUCGUGAAGCUGCUGCUCGAGAACGGUGUUUCGAUGCGCAAGUUCCUCACGAUACCACGGUUGGAGGAGCUGUACAAUACGAAGCACGGUCCGGCCAACACGCUCGGGUACAUCCUGCGUGACGUACGGCCCCAUAUACCGAAGGGCUACGUGUACACGCUGCACGACAUUGGGCUGGUCAUUAAUAAGCUGAUGGGUGGCGCAUACCGGUCAUACUACACACGCCGCAAAUUUCGACCAAUCUACGCGAAGGUGAUGAACAGCUACGUCAACACGCACCGUAAACCGUCCACCUUUCAGCGAUCGGCCGGGGUCAACUCGAUGAGCCUGCUCACCGGGCUGCUGCCGGUAACGUCCGAUAUGGCACUGUUUGAGUUGCCGUUCAACGAGCUGCUGAUCUGGGCGGUACUGACCAAACGGCAGCAGAUGGCACUGCUGAUGUGGACACACGGUGAGGAAGCGUUGGCAAAGUCGCUGGUCGCUUGCAAGCUGUACAAGGCGAUGGCACACGAGGCGGCCGACGAUGAUCUCGACACGGAGAUCUACGAGGAGUUGCGUAGCUAUGCAAAGGAAUUCGAGAGCAAAGGACUGAAGCUGCUGGAUUUCUGCUACCGGCAGGAUGCGGAACGAGCACAGCGGCUGCUGACGUGCGAGCUACAGUCCUGGUCAAGCCAGAGCUGUCUGUCGCUGGCGGUGGCAGCGAAUCAUCGCGCAAUACUGGCCCAUCCCUGCAGUCAGAUAAUACUGGCCGACCUGUGGAUGGGUGGGUUGCGCACGAGAAAAAACACCAAUCUUAAGGUUAUUUGUGGACUGCUUUGUCCGUUUUUUAUAAGAAAGCUAGACUUCAAAUCGAAGGAAGAACUGCAGCAGAUGCCACAAACCGAGGAGGAGCAUCUGGAAAAUCAAUAUCUCGACUACGAGGAUCGCGAUAAGAAGGACCCGGAUGCGAAGAAAGCUCUUGCAAACUCCACGCAAAGCCCGAAAUCCGCGGGCGAAAGUGCAGCGCCAACACCGCAGGCGCUUCUGUCCGAUACGUACUCAAUGAAAGAUACCAAAGUGCAGGAAAAUGGAAAAGUAGGUCUGACCGGAUGCUUGAGCUCAAAAGUUUCGCUCACGGAUUCGGAAAACAAGGACAACCUGUUCGACAGCGACGGACGCCAGCAGCGACCACUGAAGUUGAAGAAAAAAUUCUACGAGUUCUACACAGCUCCCAUUACCAAGUUUUGGGCCGAUUCGAUGGCGUACAUGUUUUUUCUCGUCCUGUUUACGUACACGGUGCUGGUGCGGAUGGAGGAAACGCCGAGCUGGCAGGAGUGCUACGCCAUUUCCUACAUCACCACGCUGGGCUGUGAGAAGAUACGCGAGAUCGUAUCAUCGGAACCGGUGGCAAUAUCGCACAAGUUUUCCGUGUGGGCCUGGAACAUGUGGAACCCGUGCGAUGCAGCCGCAAUCAUAUUUUUCCACAUCGGGCUCGCACUGCGGUUACGGCCGUACACGAUGGACAUCGGUCGGGUGAUAUAUUGCGUGGAUAGCAUCUACUGGUAUUUGCGGAUAUUGAACAUUCUAGGUGUAAACAAAUAUUUGGGACCACUGGUGACGAUGAUGGGCAAGAUGGUGAAGAACAUGAUUUACUUCGUGGUGCUGUUGCUGGUGGUGUUGAUGAGCUUCGGCGUGAGCCGCCAGGCAAUCCUAUUUCCGAACAACGAUGCCAGCUGGCGAUUGGUCCGGGACGUGUACUAUCAGCCGUACUUCAUGCUGUACGGAGAAGUGUUUGCCGACGAUAUUGAUCCGCCGUGCGGUGAGGACCCAUCGCAACCACCAUGCGUAACGGGCCACUGGGUGACACCGAUCGCCAUGUCGAUGUAUCUGUUGAUAGCGAACAUUCUGCUAAUCAAUCUGCUGAUUGCCGUGUUCAACAACAUCUUCAUCGAGGUGAACGCCGUCUCGCACCAGGUCUGGAUGUUCCAACGCUUCACGGUCGUGAUGGAGUACCAGCAGAAACCGGUCCUGCCACCACCGCUGAUUGCGCUCUGCCAUUGCUAUUCGCUGCUACGGUACGCGAUACGCAAAGCGAAAGGGUUGCAGGAAUCACGGGACAAUGGGUUGAAGCUGUUUCUCGAAAAGGAAGAUAUGGAACGGUUGUACGAUUUUGAGGAAGAGUGCGUUGAGGGUUACUUCCGCGAGCAGGAAAUACUGCUGCAGCAGUCGACGGAGGAGCGGAUAAAAAAUACGGACGAACGUGUGGACCAUAUGGCGCAGAAGAUAGAGGACAUCAAUCAGAAGGAAAACAUCCAGAGUGCGGCCGUGCAGAACAUUGAGUUUCGUUUGCGUAAGGUGGAAGAGUCGGCCGAGCAGAUACUGAACCAUCUGGACGUGAUACACCGGUUCAUGUCGGCCCACACGCUCAUGAACGAUACGCAGGGCUCGACGGGCAACGUGAGUGGCAAUGCGACAGCGCCGGGUGGCAUGGUGGCGGGCAUGAUAAUGGAUCACCGGACGAGGACAAUCUCGGAGAGUGAUAGCUACAUCUUGCCACCGCCGACGACGCAGAGGAAAAAGUUUAACCGAUCGCUGACGGAGGUGCGGCCCGAUGCGUACAUCUUCGACGAUGGAAAGCAUCUGGAGGUGCGGACGGUGCUGGAGGAGAGUGAGGCCGAACGGUCCCCGGAUCAGAUGUCUCAACAACACGAACGGGAUCGCAAAUUUUCGAUCCGCUCGGAAGACUCGGAAAUGUUCCCGGUCGGUAGCGUCCCGAAGGCCCUCUCACCGGUAGACAUGCCAACGAUCAAACCUUCGCCACCGCCUCCAUUUCUGAACAUCCGACAGGAUACGGCUAGCACCGAAAGCAAGGACACACUAACGCCGUUGGAAGGUGCGGACGAUAGAACGUUGGUUGGGGAUGAAACGAUAGACGACCUGAUGGAACCGAACUAUGAAGGAUUGCGGCAGCGGGCCGGACGGCGACGAAACUCGUCUAUGUGUGGACCGAGCGCCAGUAUGCCUGCAAAUGGUGCCGGUGGAGUACAGGUGUCUGUUGGGCAGGCCGCCCAAGCGGGCAGCGGAAGUGUAGGCAUCGGUGGUCGGCGUAACUCGGAAAGUGCAUCCGGAGGUGGAUUCGAUAUAAACAAAUCUCAGACCAGCCUGUAUCAGAUGGGCUUCUCCAAGCGGCAGCACAGCAUCACGCAAUCGGAGCCGGAUAGUGGCAAUGAUCAACCCGUUCAACGGACCGUUCCAAAGGGACGCCAUCUCCUCCUCCAGAUACACACGGAGUACACCUCCAUCACGGAUGAGCUGGAGAGCGUGUGUCACAUGAUAGCAUCACCAACUAGUUCGCUACGGGAAGAUCGCACGAAGAACGUAAACGAACUGACAAAUCCCGAAUUUGCCGCCAUGAUGGAGAAGCAGCACCUCAAGGAGUGCGAAGACAGUGAUUACAUGAUGAUGGAAAAAUUGUUCCAAACGCGCUGUUCGCUCGAGGACAGUGACGAGUACUUUGACGACACCGAACCGGAAGAGCACGGACCCCGCAAAAUGUUACGUCGCGAGACAGCCAUCGAACUGCCGGUGACACCAUCGAAAUCAAACAUCGUUUCCCUAGCGGACAGUAGCCUAGGCCACGAGGAUUUUACCAUGAAGCACGAACGUCAACCGGCUUCGAACCGUAACUCGUUGCGUGAUUCAAAGAACUCGCCACUAUCCCUAUCGAGCCAGAACUCACCACGCAACUCACAGUACAUGCAAUCCUCCUUUCUGAAUCCCACCGUGUGCGAUGGUGCCGGCCGGCUGUACAAGAAGUCGUGCGAAAGUCUGCAGAAAAAUUCCAGCACCGACACGGAGUAUUCGCUGCAGCCGUACCGGUUCAUCAAGCAAAGUUCGAACGAAACGAACAGUUCGUUCAACAUCGACAACUCGUCGAUCACGAACGAUAUGUCGAUCGAUGGCGAAACGAGCCUCAACUCGACCGUCAUCGAAAUGGUUUCAGCACCGUCGAUAGCGGCGGCGGCGGCGGCGGCAGUCGCUUCGGCCCCCGCCCUGCCCGACGGCGAACGUGGCGGUUUCCCAACCAAACGCACCUCAUCGCUCGGUAGCAGCUCGGCCGCGGUAGAAAUGCGACAGGGAUUGUUGAAGGGUAGCAAAGACAGGGGAAGCAAGGACGGUAGCGGUAGCGGUGGUUCCAUUCCGGAAGGGUUAGAACGGGCCGUACCGGGCACCAGUUCAGUAGCACAGGUUCCGUCCGGUACGAUGGUACCGAAUAAACCACCCCGUUCGGCUCGGUUCACCGACAGUUUGACCGUGCUCGGACCCAAGAGUAUACUGAGCCGGUUGAAGGAAAGUAGCUCGACCAGCACGGAGGAAGGACCGCAGCGGGACACGAGUGCACCGAUACCGUGCAUCAGCACAAACCUGGUGCAGGACGAAAUAGCGAAACUAUCCUCGAACAUUAAGAGCAGCACGGAUGAGGAUACCGAACCGCCGUUCAAUGAAACAAUGUGCUGAUUUUAGUUGUGCCCUCCGACCGAGGUGUAAUGUUAGCAUAGGUGGGGAGAGUUGUUGAAGGGUGGAUGAUACGAUUCGAAUACGCUUGAUACCACUGGUGAUGGGGUGACUGUUAGGGAGGAGAUGUACUUAUCGUUGUACACAGGUACUUAAUCAUACAAGAGCGUCUAACAUAUAUCUAUCUGUCAUGCAAAGUUGAUGUUCCCCCGGUUAAGAAUCGUGAAAGUGGUUUAAAGUUUGUGAAGAGCUUGUCGGUAGGAUCGAACCCGUGUUUCAUCAUCGCAACGUUUCCAGCAGGUUACAUACCCGAAAUCCCACUAGCAACACGCAGAUGCAUAUCAAUCAUUUGAGCCGACUUUCUAACCGAUACAAUUCCCACUGAACCGUGCGCCCGAGCAGUUUCACAUUAGCCGUGAUCGUUAGACAGUGAAUAAGAAACGAAGAACCUAUUUUCUUAAGAACGGCCUGGCCGUAUAUCCUACCAGAAGCACCCUAAUGGGCGAAGAUCUUUCUCUACUGUUACACAACGGAAACCUAAGCCUAGUGUAUAGUUUGAUGCACCUUUUAAACCUCAACCUUCCCCACGAAGCUCACAACCGUAUCGAACACAGUGCGAUUAAAGUGUGAACAUACAAUAAGCCAACGUUAGCACGGAAAAGAAAGGUGCGUAAGACAAGUUGUUCUGAUUGGUGCAUAAAUCUUAAAUGGAGGGCGUGAAACACGCCCUCACGGAACUGCCACAAGCCAUCAUGCUUAGAGACGGGAUGGUUACAUGUUGUACUUUAAGUUUAACAAACUAUUUUUAUUGGUGCUCCAGUUGCAGCUGCAGGCGAGCGUGAACCUAUCCCAGUACAGCUUUAAUGAGUUUUGUUACAAUCAUUUUAAAAUAGGUAGCUUAAACGCAAGCUUUAAGUUAGUGUUACGCAUCUUAUGUUGUAAGGUGUAUGAAAUAGUUUAGUUAUAGCAGUAUGGUACCGGCAAAUUAACGCUUUAUUAAAGGUCGGCAGAUGUACAUGCUCACAGCUUACGAACCCAACUCACUCGAUGAUGCUCGAUGAUGGAAUGGUGAGCAGCUCACACAGCAGCGGCUCGUACGAGCUUCACUGAGCACUGAAACCUACAUGGAUCCUGUGACGAUAGGAACACGAUGAAUGUAGUAGUAAUUCACGAUCCCUCACAUGUGUUGUACUAAAAUAUGACAAUAUUAUUGAAUUGAAUCAGUAUAACAGACGUGGAGCAGAGCAGUGCAGCGCGUGGUACGAGAUAGUUGUGUGUUGAAACAAUAAUAAUGCCGUAAAAUAGUGUUUGAAUAAAUGAGCUGCAUCCUGGGUGGAAUGUGAGCCGAUCGGAGCGUGUUAGGGUUUGUUGAAAAUGCAUUAAAAUAUGACUAUUAUGGAAGAAAAAAAUCAAUCAAGCCGAAAGCCGUAAACACAAUAAAUGGGUUGUACUGAACAGGA